Molecule: messenger RNA, 675 nt
Organism: Dibothriocephalus latus
Lineage: Eukaryota; Metazoa; Platyhelminthes; Cestoda; Diphyllobothriidea; Diphyllobothriidae
Source: the annotation of a GenBank genome assembly
AUGAUACGCCAAACAGACGUCUUCUCCCCUUUCAGGCUCCAUACUUUCCUUCUCCUCCUCCUCAUCAGCAUCUGUCUGUUAAACAUCCCUAGCCUCGCUGAGGACUUCACAUCCUCGAGACAAAUAAAGCUUGAUGAGGCUGGCGGAACCCUAAACUUUACUUGGCAGUUUUCCUCGGAUAAUACGACAGUUGUUACAGGCCGAAGGGCUGCCCAGCAGAUUUGUGAAAACAGGGGCGCCAGCCUGCCCAAGACACACGAACUGCGCUAUUUCUACAAGUUACUCAGACAGGACAUCACAGCAAGCGUGUCGAAUCCCGAAGACUUCCUCAUCACCUUCUACUUGGAUGAUAUGUUGGACACAACCAUUGAUUUCCCCAAUGAGGCAACUGGAGAGAGAAUGUGUAUUGUCCUCGGGAGCAAGUUGCAUGAGCCUAUCCAGUAUGCAGAGACGGAUGGAAAGAAGAGUUGCUCUCAGGCCGUUUCUGUGGUCGUCUGCCGACGGAGUGUUGAGAGUUCGUCGGUUGCAAAUAAUAUUCAGCCCCAAUUCCCAGCCGGUACACAGUCUCCACAGAAUCCGCUGUGGCUUGAGGAAUUGAAGGCGAAGGCCGCGGAGAAAGAUCAACAGAUCUGCAUUCAAAGACCACUCUUCUACACCUGUGCAGGUAAUAAGUGA